This is a messenger RNA of Ascochyta rabiei, 3339 nucleotides long. Its product is annotated as Alpha-mannosidase. Lineage: Eukaryota; Fungi; Ascomycota; Dothideomycetes; Pleosporales; Didymellaceae. Gene Ontology annotation, molecular function: carbohydrate binding; alpha-mannosidase activity. The transcript is spliced from 3 exons. The record is from RefSeq and is a predicted model, not a curated record. The coding region runs from base 1 to 3339 and encodes 1112 amino acids. Gene Ontology annotation, biological process: mannose metabolic process; oligosaccharide catabolic process. Gene Ontology annotation, cellular component: fungal-type vacuole membrane.
AUGGGCGGUGAUUAUUGUCGCCCGUCCGGAAGCUACCCGCAGCUGGCUGCUGGGCCCGUGGGCAAGCAGAUUCACAGCAUCUAUCAGGGGAGACUGAGGCAGUUCAUCAAUGGCGGACAGUACAGAGAGCAGAGCUUGAUUGGCAAGCUCGACGAAGCCCGCGUCAAGGGCACCGACACGCAACAUGUCAAACUCUCCGUCUACUCGCCGCCCGGCCAGGCCCGUCCGCUGUUCAAAGAAGCCACCUCCCACCCCUUCACGCCCACCAACGUCGGCGCCUCCUUUGGGCCUAGCUGGUCCACGCACUGGUUCAAGGUGAAGCUCACCGUCCCCAAGCACCUGCUGGAGAAGGAGCGCCUGGAGUUCCACUGGGACGCGGACAACGAAGGCCUCAUCUGGACCGACGACGGACACACGGUCCACGGCCUGACGGGCGGCGGCGAGCGCGUCGAGUGGAUUCUGCCCGACGCCUUCCGCGACGGCAAAGAGCACACCUUCUACAUCGAGAUGGCGUGCAACGGCAUGUUCGGCAACGCCCCGGGCGACGACUCGAUCCAGCCGCCAGAUCCAAACCGCUACUACACCCUGCACACCGCCGACAUUGUUGCCGUCAAUCUGGAGGCGCGCGCGCUGUACUUUGAUUUCUGGGAGAUCGGCGAUGCUGCGAGGGAGUUCUCCCAAGACUCGCUCGAGGCCCACGCCGCGCAGCAGGUCGCCAAUCGCAUCAUCGACACCUUCAUUGCCGGCGGCGGGAGCAACGACAGCAUCAGCAACGCUCGCGACAUCGCCCGCGCCUAUCUGGGCGACGUCGACUCCCACCACAUCUAUGAGGGCGACAAGGACGCGCUCGUCACGGGCAUUGGCUACUGCCACAUCGACACCUGCUGGCUGUGGCCCUUUGCCGAGACGAAGCGCAAGGUCAACCGCUCGUGGUCCAGCCAGUGCGAUCUCAUCGACCGCUAUCCCGAGCUACGCUUCUGCUGCUCGCAGGCACAGCAGUACAAGUGGCUGGAGCAGGACUACCCGUCUACCUUCGACCGCGUCAAAAAGAAGGUCAAGGAGGGCAGCUUCCAGCCGAUUGGAGGCAGCUGGGUCGAGCACGACACCAACUUGCCUGGUGGCGAAUCCCUCAUCAGGCAGUUCCUCUACGGACAGCGCUACUUUGAGAGCAGGUUUGGCCAGCGAUGCAAGACCUUCUGGCUUCCGGACACCUUCGGCUACUCGACCCAGCUUCCCCAGAUAUGUCGCAUUUCAGGUAUGACGAGGUUCCUGACCCAGAAGCUGAGCUGGAACAACAUCAACAACUUCCCUCACACCACCUUCAACUGGGUCGCCCUCGACAACAGCCAGGUCAUCUGCCACAUGCCGCCGUCAGAGACAUACACCGCCGAGGCCAACUUUGGCGACGUCAAGCGCAGCGUCACACAGCACAAGUCGCUCGACCAGGACCAGACGUCUCUGCUCGUCUUCGGCAAGGGCGACGGCGGCGGUGGGCCGACGUGGCAGCAUCUCGAGAAGCUUCGUCGCUGCCGCGGCAUCAGCGAGAAGACCAGCCUCCUCCCGCGCAUCAAGCUGGGCGACUCGGCAGACGACUUCUUCGACAAGCUGGAGAAGAAAGUCGAAAACGGCACUGAGCUGGUUACCUGGUACGGCGAGCUGUAUUUCGAGCUCCACCGCGGCACCUACACCACGCAGUCCAACAACAAGCGCAACAACAGGAAGAGCGAGAUUCUGCUGAGGGAUAUCGAGUACCUUGCAACUCUGGCAACCAUCAAGAACGGAUUCGGGAAGAGCAGCGCCUACAAGUAUCCGAAGAAGGACAUCGAUGACAUGUGGGAGAGCGUGCUGCUCUGUCAGUUCCACGACUGCUUACCAGGGAGCUCGAUCGAGAUGUGUUAUGAUGACUCUGACAAGAUCUAUGCUCAAGUCUUCGCAACAGGCGAAAAGCUACUCUCCGAGGCCCUGUCCGAGCUAGGCUUUGAUGAUGAAAACACACUCACUGCCAACAGCAGGCUCUGCACGCUCAACACUCUCCCAUGGAAGCGCAGCGAGAUCGUCCGACUACCCAGCUCCCACCCUCACGAAUACGGUCUUGCACAUGGCGACGCUCUGAGCACCAUGUCCAUCCGGCCCCUGGCAUCCGCGCACUCCGCGGCGACGGCGUCAAUCGCAGAAACCCACCCGGGCGUGUUCGAACUGCGCAACUCGCAGUUCGUCGUCAAAGUCACAGACGGUGCUAUCACUUCGCUCUACGACAUCAAUGCCGAACGGGAGCUGAUACCCCAAGGCAAGAAGGCCGCGCAACUUGUCAUCUACGACGACAAGCCUCUCUACUGGCAGGCCUGGGACGUUGAGGUGUACCAUCUGAACUCCCGCCAAGAGCUCUCGCCUCAGAAAGUCUACAUCACAUCUUCCUCCACCGCAAAGGUCUCUCUGACCGUCGAGACGAAGAUAUCGGAGAAGUCAUGGAUCAAGACCACCCUCUCCUUACCAGCAGCCAUCGGCGACUCACCUUCAGCGAUUGAGAUUGAAGCUGAGAUCGAAUGGCAUGAGACGAUGAAGUUCCUGAAGGUCGAAUUCCCCGUCAACAUCACCAACACCGAAGCCAGCUACGAAACGCAGUUUGGCAUCGUCCGAAGACCAACACACUACAACACUUCCUGGGACAUGGCCAAGUUCGAGGUCUGCGUGCACAAGUGGGCUGACCUGUCGGAAGCCACCUACGGCGUCAGUAUCCUGAACGACUCCAAGUACGGCUUCGCCGUCGCAGGGAACGUGAUGCGACUGAGCCUGCUGCGCGCACCCAAGGCACCCGACGCGCACGCGGAUAUGGGCCGCCACAGCACCAAAUACGCCAUCUUCCCGCACUCAGGCCCGCUCACACAUGCCACGGUCCGCAAAGCCUUCGAAUUCAACAAUCCGCUCCGCGUCGUAGGCCACAAGCGGUCCACCGCCGCCGCCGACCUCGCAGGCCAGCGCGUCGAAUCAGGCAAACCGGGCGUGCUCAGCGCGUUCAAGAUCCUCGGCGCAGACAACCUCGUCCUCGACACGGUCAAGCGCGGCGAAGAUGACGAGGACGUUUCGCGCGGCGAGUUGCCUGUACACAAGGGCCACUCGGUCAUUGUGCGCGUCUAUGACGCCAUGGGCGGCCGGUCCAAGGCGGUGCUUAGCUGGGGCGACCUGAAAGUCAAGAAGGCGGUUAAGACGAACGCGCUGGAAGAUGAGGAGGAGGAUCUGACUGAGAGUUUGGUUAGUGCUGAGGCGACCGGCAGUGCGAAGGGAGUCAAGAUUGAGAUUCGUGCGUUCGAGGUUGCCACGUUCAAGUUGGUUUUGGAGUAG